AAAAACUCAACAUUACUUUCAGAGCAGUUAUCUGCAUCCAAAAUAUAGUAUAUAAUAAUACUUACCCUAGUCAUAAAGUUCUUAUCUCUAAACUCAAUUUACCUAAUGCUGUUAACACUUUAGAUAAUAGUUUAGAGGUCUCACCUUAG
Molecule: messenger RNA, 149 nt
Organism: Funneliformis mosseae
Lineage: Eukaryota; Fungi; Glomeromycota; Glomeromycetes; Glomerales; Glomeraceae
Source: the annotation of a GenBank genome assembly